Messenger RNA from Hippoglossus stenolepis (Pacific halibut), 2669 nucleotides. RefSeq names its product protein arginine methyltransferase 7 (gene prmt7). Gene Ontology annotation, biological process: peptidyl-arginine methylation. The transcript is spliced from 17 exons. Lineage: Eukaryota; Metazoa; Chordata; Actinopteri; Pleuronectiformes; Pleuronectidae. Gene Ontology annotation, molecular function: protein-arginine N-methyltransferase activity. The record is from RefSeq and is a predicted model, not a curated record. Bases 138 to 2201 code for a protein of 687 amino acids.
GAGUUUCUGACGUCUGUGAGAAAAAUGGCCGCCUCCACUGAAGCAACGCUUCUGUGAAUCAGUGUGUUUACAGACUUGUGUAGAAUAGAACAGGGCUUUUAUCUAACGUGUCACAGCUCAGCGGAGCGUCGGAACAAAUGAAGACCUUCUGCGGGAGAGCUAACCCGACCACCGGGGCUCUGGACUGGGUGGAGGAGAGUGAGGAGUACGACUUCCACCAGGAGAUAGCCAGGUCCUGUUACGCGGACAUGCUGCAUGAUCACGACAGGAAUGAGAAGUACUACCAGGGGAUCCGGGCGGCUGUGGCCAGAGUUAAGGCUCGUGGUGAGAAGGUCAUCAUCCUGGACAUUGGGACAGGGACAGGUCUACUGUCCAUGAUGGCCCUCACUGCUGGAGCUGACUUCUGCUAUGCUGUGGAGGUUUUUAAGCCCAUGGCUAAAGCUGCUCAGUGCAUCGUGGAGAAGAACGGCUUCUCUGACAGGAUCAAGAUUAUCAACAAACACUCUACUGAUGUCACUGUGGGGCCUGAUGGGGAUAUGCAGAUGAAGGCCAACGUCCUAAUAACAGAGCUGUUUGAUACAGAGCUCAUAGGUGAAGGAGCUCUGCCCAGCUAUGAACAUGCUCAUCAAAACCUUGUCCAGGAGGGCUGCGAGGCUGUUCCUCAUCGGGCCACGGUCUACGCUCAGCUGGUGGAGUCGGAGCUGCUGUGGAGCUGGGCUCAGAUGCAGCCGGUGGAGGUGGAAGGGGCCCGUCUGGUCCCGCCGCCCGCUGUGGGCCGCUGUGCUGGAGCCCAUUCGGUGUGUGACAUCCAGCUGAGCCAGGUAUCCCCAAACAGCUUCACCCCGCUGGGCCCUCUCUGCACCAUGUUCAGUGUGGAUUUCAGUAAGCCUGUGAGCAGUGCCUUCCAGUCCCACUCCUCCCAGUUUGUGGCUCAGUCUGGCGGUCGAGCGCAGGUGGUCCUGUCCUGGUGGGACCUUGACAUGGAUCCCAGUGGAAGCAUUGUGUGCACCAUGGCUCCCAGCUGGACAUACACACAGCCAAAGAUGGCUCCGUGGCGGGACCACUGGAUGCAGAGUGUGUACUUCCUGCCUGUGGAGAGGGGGGUGACAGAAGGAGAGGAGCUCAGUCUGACUGUCUGCCAUGAUGACUACAGUCUGUGGUACAGUCUGCAGUCUCCCAGCCAACAGACUCCAGAGUCACAGACUAAAGCUCUUUCGUCUCGGCCAUGUUGUACCUGCCAGGCUCACCUAGUAUGGACUCGGCCUCGGUUUGGUGAACUAAACGACAGACGGCGUACAGAGAGCUACGUCAGUGCACUGCGCAGUGUUCUGAGAGAGGGAAGCGUGUGUCUCAGUGUCAGUGAUGGAAGUCUGCUUCCUGUGUUUGCUCACAUGCUCGGAGCCAAAAAGGUCUUUGGUUUGGAAAACUCCAGAAUGUCCAAACAGGUUAUCGAGCAGGUGUUGGAGGCCAACUUGAUAAAAGGAGGUGUUGAGCUGCUGGAGAUGAGGCCUGACCAGCUGACCAGGAAUGACAUUGGAGGAGAACAGAUCUCUGUCCUGAUGGCUGAACCGUACUUCGGCACUAGCCUCCUACCCUGGCACUCCCUGUACUUCUGGUAUUGUCGCACCGCCCUGGCAGGCCUCCUGCAGCCCAACGCCACCAUAUUGCCUUCCUCUGCCACACUUCACAUGGUGGCUGUGGAGUUCCAGGAUUUGUGGAGGAUUAGAGCACCGUGUGGAACCUGUGAGGGCUUUGACGUUACACCCAUGGAUGAAAUGGUCCAGCAAUCUCUGGAUUUCCGUGAGUCCCGCGAGGCAGAGCCCCAUCCUCUGUGGGAGUACCCGUGCCGGGCCCUGACCCAGUCCACAGCCGUCAUGACCUUUGACUUCACACAGUGUGUCCCUCAGGAGCCAGUCAGCAGUCAGGGCUCACUGCCUUUCAUAAGGGGUGGUCGUUGCCAUGGUGUUGCAUUGUGGAUGGAAUACCAACUCACCCAUGACAUCAGUGUCAGUGCAGGUCUGAUUGGACCUAUCAGUGAGCAGGGUGACUGUGAGUGGGCUCGACACAGGAAGCAGGGAGUGUAUUUCUUCAGAUCACCGUGGGAAAGCUCAGAUGACGCCAGAGCUGCAGUGUCUUACAGCUUCACCUUUGAACCCAGUUCAGGAGACAUUAAGAUGGACUUCAGCAUCAAGGCUCAGUGAUGCUGAACAAUCUACUGAAGAACAAACUGUUAACGCUCUGCUUUUCACCUUAUGUCACUCUUUGCAUUUUGAUUCAAUAGCAUUCUUUUUCAAUAGUGGAAAAAUUGUAAUGUGACAAUUAUUAUUCCUAAUCCUGACCAGAACUCCGUGUUGUCAGACUGUGGAAGAUGGAGGCUCUCCACCAAAGCCCAGAAUGUUAUCAAUGGCCAUAUUAACGAGUAUAAAUAUAAUUCAUAUAUAUAAUAACCCAUGUCAAGGGCUUUUCUUUAAGAGAUUAAAGAAGUAUUUACCAACUCUAAAAUACAUCCACAUCCAUCAUUAAAGGCUAAUGGAGUCAGUGGCUUUGUUGAAGCACCAUAUUAGGGUCAUUACAGCAAAAGAAAUUGUGAGAACUUGGAACAGAGUUGACAGUUUUUGUGAAUUACUGACAAACCCAAAUGUUGAAUAAAGUUUUAUAUUGGUUGUCUA